UAAUUAUAGAAGCAGAAAAAUAAUAUUACGGCCCAAAACAAGAGCCCAAAAAUGAAGUCCAAACAAGGCACUACAUCUAUAAGUAUAUAAGAGCAGAGUGCAAAACCCUAACCCUCCUCUGCGAAAAUCAAAUUCCCAAAUUUCAUCUCAUCUCAUCCCGGCGGCGAAAAUGAAGUACAACCCACGCGUGUCGUCCUCCCGCCGCAAGAGCCGGAAGGCCCACUUCACGGCGCCGUCGAGCGUGCGGCGCGUGCUGAUGAGCGCGCCCCUCUCUGGCGACCUCCGGUCCAAGUACAACGCGCGAUCGAUGCCGGUGCGCAAGGACGACGAGGUGCAGGUGGUCCGCGGCACCUACAAGGGGCGCGAGGGCAAGGUCGUCCAGGUCUACCGCAAGAAAUGGGUGAUCCACAUCGAGCGCAUCACCCGCGAGAAGGUGAACGGCUCCACCGUCAACGUCGGCAUUCACCCCUCCAAGGUCGUCAUCACCAAGCUCCGCCUCGACAAGGACCGCAAGUCGCUCCUUGACCGCAAGGCAAAGGGCCGCGCCGCCGCCGACAAGGACAAGGGAACCAAGUUCACGGCCGAGGAUAUCAUGCAGACCAUCGAUUGAUAGGUUUCCAUUUUAUUUAAGCUUUUUGUUUAUUGUUGUUUUUUGGGGCAACUAUGCUAUACUUUUAUGGAUGGUUAAAUGAUUUUGUUUUUUGUUGUUUUAAUGCAAGGCUCAUAGUUACGCACCUUUA
Molecule: messenger RNA, 740 nt
Organism: Salvia miltiorrhiza (redroot sage)
Lineage: Eukaryota; Viridiplantae; Streptophyta; Magnoliopsida; Lamiales; Lamiaceae
Product: 60S ribosomal protein L26-1-like
Exons: 1
Coding region: 170-610 (146 amino acids)
Biological process (GO): cytoplasmic translation; ribosomal large subunit biogenesis
Cellular component (GO): ribosome; cytosolic large ribosomal subunit
Molecular function (GO): structural constituent of ribosome; RNA binding
Source: RefSeq, a predicted model, not a curated record